Molecule: messenger RNA, 555 nt
Organism: Lindgomyces ingoldianus
Lineage: Eukaryota; Fungi; Ascomycota; Dothideomycetes; Pleosporales; Lindgomycetaceae
Exons: 3
Coding region: 1-555 (184 amino acids)
Source: RefSeq, a predicted model, not a curated record
AUGGGUUUUGGUAUUCCGAGGUAUGUGAUGAAGUUGAAAGGGGUAAUAAUCAAAUGGUCGAUACUGGCAGGUAUCUUCUUCUUCUUCAUGGCGUGGUUUGUUGGCGGAUACAUUCACGCAAAGCGUCGGAUGCGAAAGGGGAAGCCGCUGAUGGGAUACCACCGCUGGCUUGUCCCUUACAGCGAGCGAAAGCGAUUCGGCCAGACGCCGCAGAACCACUUCACAUUCUACGCACCGCAGCAACCGUACGGACAACGACCGGAUGGAACAUACCCCGAGCCGCCACCCAUGUAUAAUAAUAACGACGCUCCACCAGGCUAUAUGCCUCCACCCGGCGCGACGAAGACGCAUCCGGCCCAAAACUACGAGAUGAUGCCCGAAUACGCCCCGCAACAGUAUGGCAGCACAGGAGCAUAUCCAAUGGGAGGACAGCAGAAUGGUGUCGUGAGACCGCAUGGAGACGUCGAGCAGCAGCAUCAGAGUCCAGAGCUACCGCCCAGACCGCAGCAGGCGAAGCUCGCCGUUACAAACUUCAUAUCGAGAUUCCGACGAUAG